CAGAGGCAGCAGAUGUCCAACAGCAGCUCCAUCACCCAGUUCCUUCUCCUGGAGUUCACAGACACACGGGAGGUGCAGGUCUUGCACUUCUGGCUCUUCCUGGGCAUCUACUUGGCUGCCCUCAUGGGAAACGGCCUCAUCAUCACUGCCAUAGCUUGCAACCAACGCCUCCACACCCCCAUGUACUUCUUCCUCCUCAACCUCUCCCUUGUUGACUUGGGCUCCAUCUCUACCACUGUUCCCAAAUCCAUGGCCAAUUCCCUGUGGGACACCAGGACCAUCUCCUACACAGGAUGUGCUGCCCAGCUCUUUCUGUUUACAUUCUUGACAGUAGCAGAGUAUUGUCUUCUCUCCGUCAUGGCCUAUGACCGCUAUGUUGCCAUCUGCAAACCCCUGCACUACGGGAUCCUCCUGGGAGGCAGAGGAUGUGUCCACAUGGCAGCAGCUGCCUGGGGCAGUGCUUUUCUCAAUUCUUUCCUGCAUACUGUCAAUACAUUUUCCAUACCCCUCUGCAAGGGCAAUGCCCUGGACCAAUUCUUCUGUGAAAUCCCCCAGAUCCUCAAGCUCUCCUGUGCAGAAGCCUACCUCAGGGAAGUUGGGCUUCUUGUGGUUAGUUUUUCUUUAGCUUUUGUUUGUUUUGUUUUCAUUGUGCUGUCCUAUGUGCAGAUCUUCAGGGCUGUGAUGAGGAUCCCCUCUCAGCAGGGGCGGUGCAAAGCCUUUUCCAUGUGCCUCCCUCACCUGGCCGUGGUCUCCCCGUAUAUCAGCACUGGCAUGUUUGCCUACCUGAAGCCCCCUUCUGUCUCCUCCCCAUCCCUGGAUCUGGUGGUUAGUGUGUUGUAUUCAGUGGUGCCUCCGACAGUGAACCCCUUCAUCUACAGCAUGAGGAACCAGGAGCUCAAAGAUGCACUCAAGAAGCUGAUUUCAUGGGUAGUAUUUCAGCAGCAAUAA
Egretta garzetta (little egret) is the source of this 948-nucleotide messenger RNA. RefSeq names its product olfactory receptor 14J1-like. The transcript has a single exon. Gene Ontology annotation, biological process: G protein-coupled receptor signaling pathway. Gene Ontology annotation, cellular component: membrane. Gene Ontology annotation, molecular function: G protein-coupled receptor activity; olfactory receptor activity. The record is from RefSeq and is a predicted model, not a curated record. NCBI's taxonomy places the organism in Eukaryota, Metazoa, Chordata, Aves, Pelecaniformes, Ardeidae. Bases 13 to 948 code for a protein of 311 amino acids.